Molecule: messenger RNA, 1026 nt
Organism: Fusarium fujikuroi IMI 58289
Lineage: Eukaryota; Fungi; Ascomycota; Sordariomycetes; Hypocreales; Nectriaceae
Product: probable arsenite translocating ATPase (ASNA1)
Exons: 2
Coding region: 1-1026 (341 amino acids)
Biological process (GO): post-translational protein targeting to endoplasmic reticulum membrane
Cellular component (GO): GET complex
Molecular function (GO): ATP binding; ATP hydrolysis activity
Source: RefSeq, a predicted model, not a curated record
AUGUCCACCGCAGUUAUCUCCGCCGAGGAUGCCCUUGAGCCCUCUCUGCAGUCUCUCCUGGACCAGCGAAGCCUUCGUUGGAUCUUUGUCGGUGGCAAGGGUGGUGUCGGCAAGACCACGACUUCUUGCUCUCUCGCGAUUCAGCUUGCCAAGGUCCGACGCUCUGUUCUUCUCAUCUCGACCGAUCCCGCCCACAACCUUUCAGAUGCUUUCUCUCAGAAAUUUGGCAAAGAGGCCCGCCUCGUCAAUGGGUUUGACAACCUGAGUGCCAUGGAGAUCGACCCGAAUGGUAGCAUUCAGGAUAUGUUAGCAGGCCAGGGCGAGGCCGAUGAUGUCAACGCUGCGGCUGGUGGUCCUCUGGGAGGCAUGAUGCAGGAUCUGGCAUUCGCAAUCCCUGGUAUCGACGAGGCUAUGUCCUUUGCCGAAGUCCUGAAGCAAGUCAAGUCCCUCUCAUACGAGACCAUCGUCUUCGACACAGCCCCAACAGGCCACACCCUGCGCUUCCUCCAGUUUCCCACCGUUCUCGAGAAGGCUCUCGCAAAGGUUUCUCAGCUAUCGUCACAGUACGGUCCUCUCCUCAAUGGCUUCCUUGGCUCCGGAGGCCAGCUACCCAAUGGACAGAACCUCAAUGAUAUGAUUCAGAAACUUGAAUCCUUGCGAGAGACCAUCGGCGAGGUUAAUACUCAGUUCCAGGACGCCGAACUCACCACGUUUGUCUGUGUGUGCAUUGCAGAGUUUCUGAGUCUCUACGAGACGGAGCGUAUGAUUCAGGAGCUUGCUGGUUAUGGUAUCGAUACCCACUCCAUCGUUGUCAACCAGCUGCUCUUCCCAAAGAAGGCUAGCGAUUGCGAUCAGUGCAACGCCCGUCGCAAGAUGCAGCGCAAGUAUCUUGACCAGUAUGAAGAACUAUAUGCUGAGGACUUCAAUGUCGUCAAGAUGCCUCUCCUUGUUGAGGAGGUACGAGGAAAGGAGAAGCUUGAGAAGUUUAGCGAAAUGCUUGUUACGCCCUAUGUUCCUCCUGAGUAA